Phytophthora sojae is the source of this 1294-nucleotide messenger RNA. RefSeq lists its product as hypothetical. The transcript has a single exon. The coding region runs from base 21 to 1205 and encodes 394 amino acids. NCBI's taxonomy places the organism in Eukaryota, Oomycota, Peronosporomycetes, Peronosporales, Peronosporaceae. The record is from RefSeq and is a predicted model, not a curated record. Gene Ontology annotation, molecular function: electron-transferring-flavoprotein dehydrogenase activity; flavin adenine dinucleotide binding. Gene Ontology annotation, cellular component: cytoplasm.
CACACACACACACUCUCACCAUGCCUCGCAUCCUCAUCGUCGGUGGCGGCCCCGCGGGCAUCGCCGUGGCGCAGGCGCUCGCGGCCGACCUCACGGCCAAGGACGACACCGAGGUGCUCGUGCUCGAGAAGAGCAAGUACUACUACCACGCCGUGGGCACGCCGCGCGCCGUCGUGGACGCCGGCUACACCAAGAAGCUCUUCGUGCCGUACGACAACGUCAUCCCGCCGUCGGCCAAGACCUUCGUCAAGAUCCAGCGCGCCGUCGUGACGCGCAUCGUGCCCGGCGCCAACGAGGUCGAGUACGCGCCCAUCGACGAGGCCGGCGACCUGCUGGCGGGCCCCGUCAAGAGCCUGAGCUUCGACUACCUGGUGGUGGCCACGGGCAGCACGUACACGGUGCCCAUCAAGCAGCCGGCCAACAACUUCAAGCGCUCGACCACGGAGACCAAGCUGGCCGAGGUGCGCGAGCAGGUCAAGGCCGCCAGCAGCGUGCUCAUCGUGGGCGGCGGCGCCGUGGGCGUCGAGGUGGCCGGCGAGAUCAAGGCCAAGUACCCGAGCAAGACCGUGACGAUCCUCGAGGGCAAGGACAAGCUGGUCGCGAGCGACGACGUGCGCGACAAGUUCCGCACCAAGCUGUCCACGUACCUCAAGCGUCUGGGCGUCAAGGUGGUGCUGGGCGAGCGCCUGACGGAGCGCCUCAACGGAAACUCCUUCGAGAAGCGCACGCUGCGCACGGACAAGGGCACGGAGAUCGAGUCGGACGUGCAGCUGCUGUGCGGCGGCUUCAGCCCCACGACGGAGCUCAUCCAGAAGCUGGACGCGAGUCUGGUCACGCCCGAGGGCUUCAUCAAGGUCAACAGCAAGCUGCAGCUGGACAGCGCGCAGUACUCCAACAUCUACGCGCUGGGCGACGCGAGCAACAGCCCCGCGCCCAAGCGCAUGUUCUACGCCGGCCUGCAGGGCAAGCACCUGGGCGCCGAGCUGGCGCUGGUGGCGCGCAAAACGCAGAGUAACGUGAGCAAGCCGUUCCCCAAGGUGGAGGUGGUGGGCACGAUGCUGCCGCUGGGCCCGAACGGCGGCGUCUCGCAGCUGCCCGUCAUGGGCGGCGUGGUCAUGGGCAACCUCAUCACCAAGUCCAUCAAGUCCAAGGACUACUUCGCCGGCAUGGCCUGGAAGAACAUGGGCGCCGUCGUCCCUAACUAAGCUGCUAGGUAGUGGAGUUUGUUAUAAGUUACCCACGCAGGUCUAGGAUCUGUGUACUCUUUAUCAAAGAAUUUAUGCGGUUUUCCUCU